Marmota flaviventris (yellow-bellied marmot) is the source of this 924-nucleotide messenger RNA. The record is from RefSeq and is a predicted model, not a curated record. NCBI's taxonomy places the organism in Eukaryota, Metazoa, Chordata, Mammalia, Rodentia, Sciuridae.
AUGGAGAACAUUGAGUUUCUUUUGCUGGGACUGACCCAAGUUCAGGGGAUACAGCUUGUAAUCUUUAUCAUUUUCCUCAUUAUAUACAUGACAAACCUAUUUGGAGUUGGGGCCAUAUUAGUGAUCAUCAUCUCAGAGCCAAGACUCCACUCUCCUAUGUAUUUUUUCCUGAGAAAUUGUUCUUGUCUGGAUAUUUGCUAUUCUUCAGAGACAAUGCCCAAGCUAAUGUGGAACCUCCUCUCCACGCACAGGGUCAUAUCUUUCCUAGGCUGUAUCACUCAGCUACACUUCUUCCACUUUCUUGGUUGCACUGAAGGCGUCUUGCUAAUCAUCAUGGGAUUUGAUCGAUUUGUGGCCAUUUGCAACCCACUUGGCUACACUGUCAUCAUGAACCCCCAGCUGUGUGUCUCGUUGGCAGAUGUGCUGUGGCUCAUUAGCUUCUUCUAUGCUCUGAUGCAUUUUGUCAUGACUGUAUGCCUGGACUUUCGCCACUUUCAUAAAGUCAAUUACUUCUUCUGUGAUAUCAAGCCUCUCUUGGAACUGGCUUGUGGUGAUGUAAGUCUUAAUGAGUGGCUCAUUUUCAUUGUCACUUGCAGCUUAGCCAUGGUGGAUUUCUUCCUCACUCUCAUUUCCUAUUUCUAUAUAAGAGGCUUUCUUCUGUUGAGACAGUCCUGCAGUGUAUUCCACAAGGCUCUGUCCAAUAGUCCCUCCCAUUUUAUGGUGGUAGUUCUCUUUUAUAGAACUGUGGAGCUCACUUAUAUCCCUCUUCCCUGUGCUGCAUGUGUAAUACAGGAACAAUUUAUGGCUAUCGUACACAUGAUGGUCACUCCAGUGUUGAACCUACUGAUAUAUACCUUUAAAAAUAAGGAAGUGAUGUUUUCUCUGAGCAGAAUUUUUAGGAAGAAGCUGAAGCUGUUUGCCUGA